This is a messenger RNA of Plasmodium coatneyi, 210 nucleotides long. RefSeq lists its product as uncharacterized. The coding region runs from base 1 to 210 and encodes 69 amino acids. The record is from RefSeq and is a predicted model, not a curated record. Lineage: Eukaryota; Apicomplexa; Aconoidasida; Haemosporida; Plasmodiidae. The transcript has a single exon.
AUGUACUACAAGGAAUAUUACACGUACGACGUGGUAUACCCCGCGUACUACUCAGGAUACGUGUUGUAUGAAGUACCAAGAGAGAAGAACAUCUUUUGCAGUUUAGCGGAGGCACUAUGCAGUUGCUGCUUAUUCACAGCAACGGCUGUCACGUCCAUUUUUAUCGUGUCGGCUGACGCGAUGUUAAGGUGUUGUGAAGGCAGAGACUGA